Messenger RNA from Megalobrama amblycephala (Wuchang bream), 4527 nucleotides. RefSeq lists its product as uncharacterized. The record is from RefSeq and is a predicted model, not a curated record. The transcript is spliced from 2 exons. Gene Ontology annotation, cellular component: nucleus. Lineage: Eukaryota; Metazoa; Chordata; Actinopteri; Cypriniformes; Xenocyprididae. Bases 34 to 2973 code for a protein of 979 amino acids. Gene Ontology annotation, molecular function: protein dimerization activity; DNA binding. Gene Ontology annotation, biological process: regulation of transcription by RNA polymerase II.
CCUGCAUUCACAAAACGUGUUUUCAGACCUGAUAUGGCCAACAUGAAGCAAGAGGACCCAGAAAUCAGUGUGAAAACACAGGCCCGAUAUUGCUCAGUAGCAUGGAAGUACUAUAUCAAAAAUGAGAGCAAUGCCACUGUUUACUGCAGGCUGUGUAAGACGAACUUUAAGUUCUCUUCAAAUACAGCUAACAUGAUAAAACACCUCAGAGUGAAACAUCGACUGAAUAUCCCCGCAGUAGCCAACGGCGGUGAAAGACUGUGCACGGAAGAGCCAGGCGAAGGCAGCAUGGACAUGGAUCUCCCACUUGAAAGGCAUCCUGCAAGCCUCAGUGGUCAAAAUCUUCGGAGAAGAAUGCAGCGUUUUUUGCCAUUUUCUGAUCGACGCACGUCGAAAGUGUGGAACCACUACACUCAGUUAAGUCUGCAUCGAGUUGAAUGCAACCAUUGUAAGAGACAGCUUUCCUUUCACAACAGCACUACUUCCAUGAGAGAACACUUAGGACGCAAACACAGCAUUCGGGAAGGAGCGGUACCCCCUCACAACACAGCAGGCAUCCCCACCCCUGCAGCGUUACACUCUCACAUUCAGACCUCUUUACAUGCCAACAGAUGCAACACCACAGGCAAUGUUGCAUUUCAACCAGUGUUACCCGUUACUGUCAAAGAGGAGCAGGAAGAAGUACUGACAGCUGAGAUGGGAGAGACCAAACCUGCUCGGACCACGUAUGUUCCUGACUGUGCGGCAGGAAGCGGUACUUCUAGUUCAAAUGUCAUUGCACACCAAGAUACAGAUAUGGGCUGCCUAAUGUAUAAUUUCCCUGCAGGGGAGAUGAGCAGCACUGCUGGAGGCAGCAGCAUCCGCACUGGCACAAGAGCCUGCAGUAACAAGCGAGCCGAGGUGUUGACCGAUCUUAUCUUGGAGAUGGUCUUCAGAGACCUUCAGCCAUUGUCUGUGGUGGAAGAGAGGGGGUUCAAGCUCUUACUGAGUUGCCUAGAGCCUAACUACCCCGUGCCUUCUCCAUCUCUGCUCGGCAGUCUACUUUGGCAUCGGUACCACAUCCUCAAGCAAAGCCUUCAGCAGCAUCUUCAGACAAGUUUAGCUUCUCACUGUCUGACCCUCUGCACCGAAUACUGGCGAUCUGUAGAUGGAUGUGGGGUUGGCGGGGACGGUCAGUUCUACCUUACAGUCAGUGCGCACUUUGUGGACUCUCACUGGCGCCUGGCACGCUGCGUGCUCGAGACCCGACCGGUAGCCGAAUUCAAGGGAAACCCAUCUGAGAGAGGGCAAGCGAGCUUUGCAGACACCCUGAGAGGAGUCCUCUCCGAGUUCCAGCUUCCAGAGGACUCUGUUUUCUGUGUUGUGCAUGACACCCCAAGUAGAUCUGAGUCUGGGGGUCAGGAGAAUAUGACCAUUGAUCCGGAAUAUCAGCAAGAAUUUGCUGGACCCAGCCAUCCUCCCCCGAGUAAUCUUCCGGAGGGAUGGGCACCUCUGCUUUGUGCAGGACAGGCCCUGAAACUCUGUGUCCAGGAGGGACUUUGCGUGGAGACUGUUAGACAAGCUCUGGCAGAUGCCCGUGCCAUCGUCCUACAUUUCCAGCAUGAUGUGAGCGCUUCCACAGCACUGAGCCAGAAAGCAGAGGCUGUUAAUAAAGAGUCCGCAUGCUUGGUCUUGAAUGACCCAGGGCGCUGGACCACCGCUAUUGAGAUGUGCGAGAGUCUCCUGGAGCUCAAGUGGGUAGUAAGCUCUGUCUUAGAGGAGCAAAAAGUUGCAACAAAUCUGGCGGAUCACCAGUGGCGCCUUAUACAUGAACUGGUCCCUGUGCUAAAAACGGUUCGCAUUGCGGCAUCGUUUUUGAGCGAGGACAUCAAUGGACCAAUUUCAGCCCUAAUGCCGUGCCUCCAAGGAGUGUCCAGGCUCCUGGGACAGAAAAUUGUGGAGUGCACCUGUCCAGUGGUGAGGGGAGUUAUGGAGAGAAUUCGUGCUGGUAUGGACAAACGCUGGAGUUUGAGUGAUGAAGAUGCUCUUCUGGAGUGCCAUGCCGUACUGUCCUCAUUUCUGGACCCACGUUUUAAAGAGUUGCGGUUUCUUAGCCCUCAUGCCCGCAGCAAGCUGCAUGACAAGGUGAAAGAGCUGCUAUCUGUUCAGGCUUUCACAAGCAGCAAAGGAAGGAAUGGAGAAAGAAGACAAAGCAUGGGAAUGGAAGAGACUGUGGAUGAAAGUGUAGAACCUGCAGAUUUUGGAUUGGAUGAUUCUUUGACAAUUCCUGCAAUGGCUUCUUUGGAUUCUCCUGAAUCGUGUGGCUCAGCAGAGGAAGGUGACAGCGUUGAGCUGCAGCCAAGCGAGCCCUCCGUUGCCAUAUCAUCUCCAGAACAGGUCAAUGAAAACGCGCUUGAGGUUGUUGGAUCACCUUUCAAGAACACCAACGAACGUAAAAGACGUUCUAGUGGGACCAGUAUGACCUCUCCACUGAGGGGAGAUUUACAGCUCACGCCUCGAAUACGAAUGAGUCCUCUCCCACAAAGCAUGUACGAUAUUCUUCUGGGCGAGGACCCUACUGAGCGAAUGCCCGAAAUUCACCAGCAGCUGGAGAAUUACAUUGCAGAGCCACUCUGCAAACGCAGCCUCUCGCCCCUGCAAUGGUGGCGCAACAAGGAGCAUCGCUUUCCUGCUGUAGCCAGACUGGCACGAAAAUACCUGUCCAUACCAGCAACUGCUGUUUCCGCCGAUCGGACCUUUGCCCCUAGGGAGUCUCCGGUGACCCAAAGAAGGGCCACAUUGGGGUCUAAACACCUUGAUCAUAUUUUGUUUCUCCAUCAGAACACUGAUUACGUAGAUCAACUGAAAGGUGGAACCUCUGUACGUGAAAUUGACCAGUGGAACAAUGUCAGUGGAAACCAAAGCAGAGAAAGUCUUUACCAGACUCUAGUGUCCUAUGAAAGUAAGGUUCGUGUGCCUGAGGAAGAGUCAUGAUCACUGUUUGUUUAUUUUCUGGUUUAAUUUUUGAACAUUUCUUCUGUCACAUCCCACAAUAAGCUCCUUCUAAAGGAUUAGUUCACUUCAGAAUUAAAAUUUUCAGACAAUUUACUCACCCCCAAGAUGUUUAUGUCUUUCUUUCUUCAGUUGAAAAGAAAUUAAGGUUUUUGAGGGAAAACAUUCCAGGAUUUUUCUCCAUAUUGUAGAAUUCAAUGGGGUAUAACGGGUUGAAGUUUCAAUGCAGCUUCAAAGGGCUCUACACAAUCCCAGACGAGGAAUAAGGGUGUUGUCUAAUGAAAUGAUUGGUAAUUUUCUAAACAACAUAAAAUGCUCAUCUUGUGCUGCUUUGCGAUGCGCCACGCGUUACGUAAUCAAGUUGGAAAGGUCACGCGUGACGUAGGCAGAAGUACUGAGCAAGUGUUUAGAAAGCGAACGUGCAAAGACUAAGUCAGCCUUCACAAAAAAAGUAAAACAACGAUGUCGGAUGAUUUUGAAGUUGGAGGAGAAAAUGAGAUGGAGUUUUUUGCCCCACCGCGGUACUUCCACCUACGCAUGACCAUUAUGUAAUGUGUGGCGCAGAGCAGUGUAAGAUGAGCAUUUGUGGUUAAAGUAUAUACAUUUUUAUUUAGAAAAUGACCAAUUGUUUCGCUAGAUAAGACUUGUAUUCCUCGGCUGGGAUUGUGUAGAGGCCUUUGAAACCGCAAUGUGGACCUUCAACCCAUUAUGCCCCGGUGAAGUCCAAAAAUCCUGGAAUAUUUUCCUCAAAAACCUUAAUUUCUUUUUGACUAAAGAAAGACAAAGUAAAUUAUCAGGAAAUUUUAAUUCUGAAGUGAACUAAUCUUUUAAUUACAUGGUUAUCUGAUGACUUCCAUCAUCAAUGGGUUCUAGUUGCAAGGAUUAUGGAGAGAGAUGAAUACAGUUAUGUAAAUGAGUUUUGAAAUAACACAUUCCUUGUGCAAGGAAUUUGUGACACUAUUGUUUAAUAUGGUUUUUGGUCUCUAAGAGGCCUGAGGGUCUGUGUAGUUAAUGUCUUGUGACUAAUAUAGAUAUUGUUUUACUAAAUCUGUUUUACUACAUUCUUAACUUGUCUCUACUGAAUUACGCAAUAUGAGCACGAGCAAUCAAGCUGCUGUUUUGAAUAUUAGUAUGACUGUGAUUUGGCCAUAGGUCAUCACAAUCGUGCAGAUAUCAGGCUUUUUUUCUGAACCGUUCGCAUACUCUGUUUUCGAACACCGCAAAUCAAAUUUGGUCAAUUCUAGGCCAGGAAGUAACUGUUGUAUUAUUGUUUAAUAUGUUUUUUUUUUUUUUUUUUUUCAAAUUCUGCAUAUAGUGUUACUUCAAUAUUAUUGUCACUUUACAAAGUGUUGCAAGCAUUACAUGCAUUGUUAAAGUAAUGCAUGCAUUUAAACCACUUCCUCCUUUAUAUUUAUGGGGGAUUGGAUAUUGACAUGCAAAAUUAGGUAUUAGUAAUCUUUUUCAUACUUGCAACUUUAGAAUUUUCAGUGUAUUCUAUCGGUAGCAUGAUCAGAUUAAAGUGUUGUAUGAAAUAUU